ACAUUUUUCGUGCGUAUAAAUAAUAAUGGAACGAGAAGAAAAAAAAAUAUUUUAGUCAUACAAAAAUAUUUACUAUUUUACUGUAUACCAAUGCGUAUAUAUAUAUAAUAUGUUUAUAAAGUGGCAAGCACAAUUAAAUGAAAUGGUUGGAGCUAGACAAAGUUUAAUUCAGUUUUCUGGUCCAAACCAGGUAUACUAGGAGAAAAUGGCUAAUGAGUUCGCAAGGAGAAGUGACGAGAGACUUUUAGAAAUUAGUAAAAAAUUGGAGGAAAGGCAUUUGUCAUAUUUGCAAUUAGAAGACACUCCUUUAAAAUUAGAACAGCGACAAAAACUUGAAGAUAUUAUUAAGAAGUAUUUAUGCCUGGUGCAAAAUGAAAGGAAAUAUUAUUUUCCAUCGACUGCAGAAAUUUUUCAUAGAUCUGCAGCGACUGUAGAAAAUUUCAGUGGCUACAGAGCUUGUACAGCAUGGAGUGCAAUUUCUUUAUAUGCCGCUAAUCUUCUCGCUCAACCUUGGCGAAGGGAAUACAGAACAUUAAGAACUUACAGUGGAUAUUACAAACAUGAGGUGGAAGCAAAUUUAAUCGGAGCUGAAAUGAUGUUUGAAUUAAUGGGAUAUAAACACAGUGGCCUAGGAGUUUUAACACUUGAGGGUCCCAUUGAUCCUGAUAAAGUUUCAUUUGUCAGCCGAGACGCAAUUGUUGCCUCUGUUGAGUGUCAGAUAUUGAAGGAAAUUUGGGAAGGCGUCUCAAAGAAUUUCACAAUAACAUGGCUUGAAAUAUUGGAAUUUCGUGAAAAUCAGGUUGGUACACCGGAACAGGCAAUUCGCGCUUUAAAUUAUCGUUUUCAUGAGAAAUUACGUCACAGUCAAUCAAAGCCACACGAGUCAUAUUUGAAUUAUCAACAUUUUUCAUCGCCACCCACCGAUAUAAUAUCGCCAUCAUUACAAUAUCCAUUGUCAGUGAAUAAUUACAAUAAUAGUACAUCAAUAACGUGCGCUCCUGAAUAUUCUUAUUUAAAUGAAGGACCAACAUUUGGCAAUUAUCGUCUUUGCCUUGAGAAUUAUGGUAAUCAAUGUAAUACAUAUGGUUAUCGAAAUACAAAACACUAUGGUGUUCCUUAUCAUUCAACAAUGCCAACUAGUUGCACAUCACGUGUACCAACUGGUUGUUUAAUUGAACUCGAUCCACCGUUACAUUCAAUAAAACACAAAAAUUUUGUCGAUGAAGUUGAUUUUUGUCCACAGCAACGACAAAUUAUGAUUGCCAAUGAGAGGGAAAAUCGUAAAUCAAGUACACCGUCGUCAAAUACAGAAAAUUGGGAAUAUGUCUACGAUGGCCUUCGAAGUAGUGGCUACUCCAAGGAUCUUGGUGAUCGCGAUGAUAUUCUUUGUAAAACAACACGAAUUCCCAAUGUUAAACAUCAUCGUCAAUCAUCGAAAUUCGAUCAAUUUGACGAUAAACUUCUCAAGCAAUCCGAAAAACGUAAAAUGACAAGAUCACAAAAUGAAUUAGAAAGUUUUGCCAAUACAACAUCGCGUUUAAAUCAACAUCAACAGCAGCAGCAGCAGCAACAUCAUCAUCAUCAUUCUCAUCAUGAUUAUAUAAGUCACAAGAAAAAAUCAUCUUUUGACUCAGCCGAUUUGAAAUCGUAUUCGAAUUUUUAUUUAGACAAACAACUCGAGGAGAAGAGUCGUAAAAAUUGUCAAACAAUGCCAAAUUUGAAUAUUUUUCAAACAACACCGACGACGACGACGACGACGACGACGACGACGACGACAAAGGAAACAAAUGAACAAAUUUCACAAUAUUUGAAAGAUUUAAAAAUUGAUCAUCAUCAGGACAAUAAUAAGCAAAUUGAACAACGAUGGCAAUGUUCGUGGUGUACAUUUUUAAAUUUGCCACAACUUUCUAUUUGUGAAAUGUGUCAAAAAUCGAGGCACAAAGGAAAUGAGGAUGUUCCACUUGCAAGUGGUGGUAAAGAGUGUCCAAAAUGUACUUUGGUUAAUGAAAAAGACGUUUUACAAUGCACCGCUUGUUAUGAAGACUUGACAAAUUCUCCCACUUAUAUUUAAAAAAAAAAAUACAAAAUAUUAAUAUAGUUUAUUCACCUUUUAUUUUUCGUUCAAGCACAAAUUUGUUCUUUCGACAAUAUUUGCUGGAAAUUGAAAAGAUUUGAUAAAAAAAAAAAAAAAAAUUGGAGCGCACGAUUGUCCCAUUAAAAUUAUUAAUUAGAAUUUUCAAUUUAAAGAAUUUUAUUAAUUAAUUUAUUAAUUAAUAUAUUAAUUAUUUUUUAGAUUAAUUUUUAUUUUUUGAAUUAGCAUUUGACAAAAUGUCUUUUUACACUCAUUUUUAUUUAACAAAAUUUUUAGCUGCCAAACUAUUUUGUUUUGCAGAAUUUUUAUUUUCUAGUCAUUUAACAGAAUUCUCAUUUAAUCGAAUUUUAUGUGAUUCGAAAUUUUAAAUGACAAAAAUUUCAAUUCAAUGAAUUUUAAUUUGUCCGAAUUUUUAAUUGAUAGAAUUUUUAAGAUGACGAAUUUUUAUUUGUCCGAAAUUACAAAUGACCGAACAAAGAAAUCGACAAAAAGAUUUUGGCGCAAUUUUUUAAAAUUUAUUAAUUAUUGAAAAUAAUUAAAAUAAAUUAAAUAAAUUAUCAAAAACAUCGUGAUUAGGCAAUUUUAAAAAUUUGCACUGAAAUUUUUCUGUCUAUUGUUUGUUCGGACAAAAUAAAAUUCGGUGUCUUAAAAAUUUUAUCAAUUAAAAAUUCGUACAAAUAAAAAUUCAGUGCAGUGGAAUUUCUGUCAUUUAAAAAUUCAAAUCAUGUAAAAUUCAAUAGAAUGAGAAUUUUGCUAAAUUAAAAUUCUCUUAAAUAAAAAAUCAUCUAAAUUAAAUGACUGUCAAAUAAAAAUUUUGCCAAAUAAAAAUUCGGUAGCUAAAAACUUUGUUAUGUUAAAAUUCGUAUAAAAAGAAAAUCUGUCAAAUUUUAAUUCGAAAAUUCAAAAUCCGUCUGAAACAUAAUUACUUCUAAAAAAAAAUACUUCAAAAUAAAAAUUCUAAUUAAUGAUUUUUAUGGGAAAUUCAUGCGCCUCUAAAAAUUUUCUUCAACAAUUAUUAUUAUUAUUAUUAUUAUUAUUUUUAAAAAUUAUAAAAAUUUCUUUGUUAUGUUAUUGUUGUAAAAAAAUAAACUAUUAUCGAACAGAAUAAUUCAAACACAACUAAAAUAGAUUUUGUAUUUUCAAUUUUUUACAAUAAUAAUAACAAUAAAAAUAAUAAAUACUAGUAAUAAUAAUAAUAAUAAUAACCAUAAUAAUAAAUAUUCAAAGAAACAAAAAUGAAUUUUGUGUGACAAAAAAAAUACCACAAUUUUUAAUUUCUUCUUAAUCUUUUCUUUUUCCAGAAACAAAUUUUUUUUUAACAACAAUUGUCGAAUUUAGCAAAAAUUUUCAUUAAAAAUGAAAAUUAAAAUAAGAUUUUUGAAAAAAAAGAGUUUUUGAGUAAUUUUUGGACUAAGUUUUUUUUUUUGUAAUGCAGCGUAACGAGUGUGAUAAAAAAAAGAAUAACCUUCGCCAUGAGAAAUAUAUGUAGUAGCUUUGAAAAGUGUGAAAAAAAUUUUUUGUUAAAUUUUGUGAGAGAAAAAUUUUAUUUUUUUAAAAAAAUUAUUGAACCGCUCUUUUAUUGGUUAUACGUUAAAUAUUUUAAUGACGAAGAAUAUUGAAAAAAAAUAAUUGAGAAAUCAUGAUCUUCGAUUGAUGAAAUUGCGUAUACAAUUGAAAUGUGAUAGACAUUUUUGAGAAAACAAAAUAAAAAAUAUAUAAAUAUACAAAAAAAUAGUAUAAAAAAAAAAGAAUUAACAGUAUUUGUGUGAACGACUUUGUUAUUUCUCAAUGAAAAAAAGAGUCUUCAGUCCUAAAAAAAAAAAUUGGGAAGCAAUAUAUUAAUAAAAGUAAAGAAAAAAUGAAAGAAAAGAGUAUUACAUGUACGAAUCGAAAGAUUCAUUUAGGAUUAAAAAAAAAAUGUGUGCAAUGCUAACAGUGUUUUUUGAUAUUAAAAAAAAAAAAAACUGUUCAAAUGUUAAAUAAUUCGAUGUGUUUUCCAUUUUAAAAAUAAUGUUCUCGAGAAAAAAGUCUAAAAAAAAUGUGAGUUUAAAAAAUUUGUUGAAAGACAAUAGUUUUCUGGCACUAAAAAAUGGAAAGAAUAUAUUAUUAUAGAAUUAUAUAUAAUAUAGAAGAAUUUUAAAGAAUGUAUGAGAUUUUUAACUCUUUAUACUGUUGAUAUAACAAAAGAAAAACUGAGUGUAAUAUUUAAUGAGUUGAAAUUGAAAAUAUUGUUAGUGUGUAAUAAGUGAUUAUAUUGAGAAUAUUUAUCCGCUUUCACCUUCGUUCUUUAAAAAAAAAAAAGAGAACUCUUUAUUAUUUUUGAGCAACUCUUAUGAUAUUACUAAAUAUAUUAAUAAUAUUAGAUAAGAUGAUGAAUGUUUGCAAUUUUAAAGAGAAAAAAGAAAAAAAAGAGAGAGUGAUUAUUGAGUGAGUUUUUAUUGUUGAUUGAUCGCAUUUUAUAAAAAGACCAAAGGUCGAUAGUUUUCUUCUUUUUUUUUAUUCUAAUGUCAUUAUUUUUUAAUACUGUGUUCACAGUUUGAUUUCAAUGUUAAUAAUUUAACUGAUCUUCCACACAA
Leptopilina boulardi is the source of this 4668-nucleotide messenger RNA. RefSeq lists its product as uncharacterized. Bases 206 to 2071 code for a protein of 621 amino acids. Lineage: Eukaryota; Metazoa; Arthropoda; Insecta; Hymenoptera; Figitidae. The transcript is spliced from 6 exons. Gene Ontology annotation, cellular component: cytoplasm. The record is from RefSeq and is a predicted model, not a curated record.